UGUCUAAAAAAAAGUUUAAAACAUCGAAACAUCGAUAGUGCCAUCGAAGUUUGCCCAUCACUAAGUGUAUAGAUGUAAGUGUAGAUGUAGAAAAAAUAAAGUGAGAAUAUGGCGAGUCUCGAGGGCCAGCAAGAAAAUUAUUCGAAAGAUCCAUCAGUGGAAAACAUACCCAAGCGACCCGAAAGCCGAGAGGGCAGCGCCGAACGAAAAGUGUCCAAAGAUCGCGAGGAGAAACUGAAAUAUGCGCGCGAUCGACAGAAUGAGGAACGACAAAGAAAAAUCGAGGAGCUGCGGGCUCAAGCGGAGGCGGCGCAAAAGUAUCGCGAACAAAAGGAGGAGGAACGACGACGUCGCAUCGAGGAGAUACGCGUGAGAGAUACAGAGAAGCGGCAUCAGGUGGAGGAGCGCAAAAAGGCCAUCAUUGAGGCCGAAAAGGAGCGACGUGAAUAUAUUCUCAAAAAGAAUCAGGAGCGCGAAUCGCGAAUAGAGACAAAGAAACGCGAUAGAAAUUCGAUUGCUUUCGCUUUUGGAUCAUCGACGCCACGUUUAUUGGAUGUGCCGGCUGAUUAUGGCCUGGUAUCGCCCAGCACCUUUUGGAGUCAGCGACGAUCAACAUCCAUAUCGAAUGUGGCGGGCGCCUCGCUCUCACGUCGCAGUUCCGAGCGUGAACUUGCCGAUAGUGGUGCUAAGAAGCGUGCCUCUUCCUCCACGGACAGACACGAUGAUCAUCGACGCAAAUCUUCGUCCAUGUAUGAGGUGUUCAAUUGGGGCUAUUCCAAUGAUGAGCCGCCCAAGCGGUUUUCGCUCUCAAUCGCUGCCAAUGAGAUAAAUAUCGAUGGGCCAGCAGCGCCCAAUAAUCCACAAAAACUGAUUUCCACUACAACUACUACAACAACACCAACUGCGCACAGACAAAAUGUAGCAACAGCGACAGCUGCAAGCCACAACAACAACAACAAUAACUCAUAUCGUAAGGAAGAUAUCGUUGACACAUCACAGAACAUUAUGUUCCGAAGCGUUUACCGCAGGAAAACGGACCUCAUGCCGACAAUACCCAGCCCCCGAGACGGGCAUUAUGGUUCGCGCAGCUCACUGAGCACCACGCCCAGAACCCCAGGACGCGCCUAUUCGAUGAACCGCUUGGACCAACUGGCCCAGCCGAUACGACGCAAUGGCGAACAUGUGCGCGCCAUCGUGGAGCGGGAGCGACGCGAACGUGAACUGGAAAUGCUGGACGAGACGGCCUCCCUCGGCGGCGGCAGUGGAAGGCGUGGCCACUUGUCGCGGGGCAACAGCAAUCGACGGGCUGGAAGCGCAAGUGUGGGCAGCGCCAGUGGAAGUUCAACGGCUGUGGGCGCCAUGUCGAGGAGCAUGACCCAUUUGGCUGGUGGAGUAGGUCAGCAGCGUGAGCGUGGAAAGUAUUCACUUGGUGGCGGCAUCUCGACUAGCUUUCGUCCCUUGGGCAGCACUGGUCAGCGUGAUUCCAGUAAGAGCAUGUCACAGAUUAGCUAUUCGUGGUCCCAAUUUGGCACAGCAAACAAUCCACCACAAUCAGCACAGCAACAACGCCAAUCGAGUCUUGGCUUGCAAACGAGCGCAACUAAAAAAUAUCUACAAUCAUCAUUUGCCUCAUCCCUCAACAAUGCAUCCUAUACGACAGCCUCAGCGAAUGCAACUAGGCGUGCCCAGCAGCAAUAUGCGAUAUAUAAUACAACAACAACAACUACUAACCCACACAACAACCACCACCACAACCAACACCACCACCACCAACGUUAUCUCGAUUUCGAUCCAAACUCAUUGUUGCUCAUGAACUCUUCUAGUUUGUUAGUGAAUGCAGGCUCGCGAUCAGGGAAUGUGACACCUGGCGGUCAUGGACACUUGAGUGGCUCACGUCCAGGCAGCGCCAUGUCCACAUCCACAACGUUGUCCACAUCGGGAUUCGUGCCCCGACGUCCAGGCACAGCCUCCACACGCAAGCCACGGCCAGCCAGCAUUGCCGGCACCGGCAUGUCCCUCGAGGAGAUCAAUAAAUUGAAGAGGGAUCAGAAGCCGCCGGUGAAGACAACGAGCGCCUCGCCAUCCACGUCUACAGCACAAACGACACCCAAACGAACCGCGAACCUGAUGUCCACCUCAAUGAUUGUCACCUCCAGUUCAACGCGCAUGCACAGCGCCGAGAAGAAGACGCCAUCGAAGCGGGAGCCGCUGCUGCCCAAGGCCGCGUCCGCAUCGAAGGCACAGCAGCCGAGCCGCACCGCCAGCUCGGAGCGCAUCAGUCGACACGCGAAGGAGUCGAUCAACAAAGUCCCUUCGGUCAUGAGCACAUCUAUGAUUGUUACCUCCACGACGACCACAACAAAAUCAACAGCUGAAUCCGCUCCAGCAACAGCUGCACCCGUACCCAAGGCUAACGGUGUGGCAAAGGAGCAGCCAGAGCAAGAUGCAGAGGUUCCAACAGCUGAGGUUGCAGCGCCUGCGGUCAGCAAGGCCGAGAAGGAGGCACUAAACACUGAGCAGGCGGAACAAGAGCAACAGGAGUUGGUGCAAUUGGUGGAAGCGAAGGCACAACCAGAGCCAGUUGCACUGGAAGAGCAGCCACCAGCGGAGCCAGUUGUUGCCCAUGUGGAGGAGAAGGCCGACGAGGGCAACGAGAAACCAACACAGGAGGCAGCAGUUGUCGCUGUGGCGAAGAAGACAUCACGCAAUGGCAGCAAGGAGAAUUCAGAGGUGCGUGAACUAACGCCACCAACAACAGCUCCAGCUCCAGUUGCAGUUGCUGGACUCGCUGUUGAGGGUGGCAACGAUUUGAUGACCGCAUCGAUGAUUGCCAAGAAGAUCACGACAGAGGAGGAGGCAAAGGCGGCAUUAGCCGAACGACGACGCCUGGCCCGCGAGGAGGCCGAACGACAGGCCGAAUUGGAGCGACAACGUGUCGAGGCUGAGCGCCUCGCCGAGCUCAAGGCCCAGGAGGAGGAAGCCGAACGUCAGCGACUCUUCGAGGAGGAAUCCACACGUCUUGCCGAGGAGCAGCGUCGCGGCGAAGAGGAGCGUCUGCGCAAGGCCAUCGAGGAAGCACAGCAGCGCGAGGAGGAGGAGCAACGACGACGCGAAGAUGAAGAGCGUCAGCGCAUCGAACGCGAGGAGGCCGAAAAGAAGGCCAAGGAAGAUGCGGAAAAGCAGCGCGUCGAAGUCGCCGAGCGUCUCAAGCGUGAGGAAAAAGAGCGCGAGGAGCGACGCAAACGUGUCGAGGCAAUUAUGUCGCGCACUCGCAAGGCUGGCGCAGCUGCCACGCCCAGCAAGGAAUCAAGUGACGCCAAGGCUGUGACAGCGGCGGCGCCCAAGGAAAGCGACAGCAACAGCAGCAGCAGCAACAACUCGACAGGCGGCUCACCCAACAGCAGCAGCAGCACAGACGCUGCUCCAGUUGCGCCCGUUGCUGUGGCACCCACAGCAGUGGCAGUCGCCAAUGCUCCAGCGGCACCGGCAGCUGUUGCGGAGCCCAUCAACAGCCAGGCGAUGUAUGAGCAAUCGGUGCUGGACAAGGAGAACUCGCUGAUUAACAGUUUCUCCAACAUGAUUAUCGACGAGAAUGCCAAGAACUUGCAUCCGUUUGACGUGAGCAACGGCAAGUUGCAUGUGGAGACCACGACAACAACAAUAACAACAACGGGAGGAGGAGCUGCUGUCGUUGUGCCGCCCGUAGCAGUGGCCAAUGGCAAUGGCCACAUUGAGAAUGUUAACAAUAAGAAUGACAUCAAUCUGCUGCAGGAUGCAGUGAAUCCAGUGGCCGUCAGUCAACUAAUUGAUCUGAGCAUUGAGUCACAACAAGAUCUGCACAUCAACAACAACAACAAUAAUAACAACAACAACAGCUUGCUGACAAGCACAGCGGCAACCACCACGCUAGUCACUGCUGAUAGUCACGAGAAUAAAGAUAUAUCGUUGCUGUGAAUCCGAUGAGAAGGAAACCAAACCAGAUUGUUUGUCGUAAAACUAUCUACAAAAAAAACUGAUAUAUAGCUAAAUGUGUGUGGAGUAUUUAUUUAUAGAUUGAGAUAGGAUCAACAAUGCGAUGAUGCAACACGAUGCGAUUCAAGACGGAGUCGUGUCGCGAUGUGUGUUUGGAGAAUGUGCAAAAAAGAAUGCAACAAAUUAUGGUUACUAGAGCUAAACUAACAAACAAACAGGAAAACAAAAUGCUUAUAUAAAAAAAAACAACUAUAUACACUCUAUUAUACAAAUAGAUAUAUAUCUACAAUAUAUACAUAUGUAUGUAUGCAUUAUAAAAUGAAGCAGUCAAAAUAACUGCAAGAGACCGAGAAAAGUGAAGCUGAUGAAGCAAAAACCGAGUGCAUGUAAUAUUAGUUAAGAACUAAGACAAAAACUAAACAACUAAAAACAAGAGAAAAAUGAGAGAAAUUUUUGAUGAUGGAUGGAUGGAUGAACGAACGAACGGAUGAUAAUGAUAAUGAUGAUAAUCAGCCUGACAAUUGGUUAGCAAUUCGAUAUCAAAAAAAGAAAAUUAAGAUGAUCCCAAAACGCGUUACGAUCUAAUUUAAUUAUGAUUAUUAAUUAUAAUUAAUGCUAGCAACAAAAUCGCUUCAAAAGUUUUUGCAAUUUUUUCGAUUAAAACGAGUCUAACUUGAACUUGAGACGCAGCGUAUAUAAUUGAAAAUUAUAUAGAGAAUAGUAAAGAAAAACUGAAUUAUAAUACCCUUCAAAAAAAAACAAAGAAAAACAAAAACAACAACAGCAGAAAGAAAACAACUCUGCUAGUGAUCAUGAUCAUGAAGACGCCGUCGCGAUAUGCAAUAUUCAAAAUAUCCGCUUAUGCAAUAUUCUACAGCCAGCCACGCCCACGCUCCACGCUCGCCCCUAAGAGAGAGUUUAUUGCCCAAUUUUUUGCACAGUUGUUUUAUAAGUUAAGUUAAAAACGAAAAACAAAACAAAACCGUUGAGCCAACGAAUCGUGAGGUAUUAUUUAUUAGAAACAAAAAAAAAAAACAAAAAAGAAAAAGAAUUAUUUGAAAUUAUUUGCUGAUACUGUCCUAUGUCCAAUGCGAUUCGGAGAGAAUGUAACUAUUAUACUAUAUAUAUAUAGCAUAAUCACAGAUAUCAGAUAUCAGUGCUUAUACACACACACACACACACACACAUUAUACAUAAAUAUAUAUAGAUAUAUAUACGUAGGAUCUGCGCCUUGCAGGAGUCUUUGUCAAUUCUGAUUAUGCUUAUGUCUUUUUUUAAUAAUAUUAUAGUAGCGUCUCCCCUUCUCCCAACAACAAAAAAAAAAACUCACUGUCUCUCUCUCUGUGUAUAUUAUUUUUGCGUCAAUUUACUUUUUUGGUAAACAUACUUUUUUAUAUAUACAUCAAAUCUAUAAUUGUAAUUUGUAUUUAUCCAUGUGCAAAAUAAAUUAUGAUUAUUUUUUAAUUACAACUAGCAAAUUAUUUAGCAUGCAAUUUUUGCCCCCACCCCCCACAAUCUUCCCCCCAAUUGUAAAAACAUAAAUCUUUAUACAAAAUACACAAAUUCAAUAGUCUAUAUAAUACACACACACACACACACUCUGAUCAACAAGUACUUGAGCGCGAGGGCCUUAAACAUGCAUGAGAGCAAAGUGAAGAAAUGGGGAAAUUCCCUAUUGAGAUCCCUUUAUAAAACAACCCGUUAAUCUUUAGUAUAAUCAAAAUACUAAAAAAAAAUAAAUGAAAAACAUACUUUGUCUAGUUAAAUGAAAAAUGCUUUUCUUAUGUUAAAACAAAACAAAAAUUAA
Drosophila sulfurigaster albostrigata is the source of this 5779-nucleotide messenger RNA. It is a transcript of the gene ens, whose product is annotated as ensconsin. Gene Ontology annotation, biological process: microtubule cytoskeleton organization. The record is from RefSeq and is a predicted model, not a curated record. The transcript has 15 exons. Gene Ontology annotation, cellular component: microtubule cytoskeleton. Bases 109 to 3954 code for a protein of 1281 amino acids. NCBI's taxonomy places the organism in Eukaryota, Metazoa, Arthropoda, Insecta, Diptera, Drosophilidae.